Molecule: messenger RNA, 10807 nt
Organism: Elgaria multicarinata webbii
Lineage: Eukaryota; Metazoa; Chordata; Lepidosauria; Squamata; Anguidae
Gene: PIKFYVE
Product: phosphoinositide kinase, FYVE-type zinc finger containing
Exons: 42
Coding region: 65-6418 (2117 amino acids)
Biological process (GO): regulation of reactive oxygen species biosynthetic process; intracellular signal transduction; neutrophil chemotaxis
Cellular component (GO): cytoplasmic vesicle; vesicle membrane
Molecular function (GO): 1-phosphatidylinositol-3-phosphate 5-kinase activity; metal ion binding; ATP binding
Source: RefSeq, a predicted model, not a curated record
CCCCGGAUCCUGCUUCCUCCAGGAGCAGGGGAAUCGCAGCCUGCUACGGAGCAGGAUCCAUGAAAUGGCCACAGAUGACAAAGCAUCUCCGACACUGGACUCUAUGAAUGAUCUGCCUUACUCUCCUGGCAGUCCCUCUCACCUUACACAUUUCAAACCUUUGACUCCUGACCAGGAUGAACCUCCAUUUAAAUCUGCCUACAGUUCUUUUGUAAAUCUCUUUCGUUUCAGUAAAGAUGAUGGUCGACUUGCAUCCUCUGUGGAGAGAGCAGAGACUGGCCAGGGCGACCAGCAGGCCCUGAAUGCAAACUGGUCAAGUCCGCAACAUUCCUUGAGGUCACAGUCGCUGAGGUCGUCACCUGUCGCUUACAAAAAAACUCAAACUUCUGGGGAUAGAAGAUCUUCUGCAUCAUUAGACAAUCGAAGGAAAGAACCUCCUCUCAGUGGUCAUGAUCCGCGGACAGCUGUUCAGCUUAGAAGUCUCAGUACAGUCUUGAAACGCCUCAAGGAAAUCAUGGAAGGGAAAAGCCAGGACAGUGACCUGAAGCAAUACUGGAUGCCAGACAGCCAGUGUAAAGAGUGCUAUGAUUGCAGCGAGAAAUUCACCACCUUUCGGCGCAGGCACCACUGCCGACUCUGUGGGCAGAUUUUCUGCAGCCGAUGCUGCAACCAGGAAAUCCCUGGAAAAUUCAUGGGCUACACAGGUGACCUCAGGGCUUGCACUUACUGUCGUAAAAUAGCCUUGAGCUAUGCACACUCAACAGAUGGCAACUCCAUCGGGGAAGACUUGAGUGCUUUGUCUGAUUCUGCCAGCUCUGUGUCAUUAUUGGAUCCUGGGGAACCACGGACUCCCGUAGGCAGCAGGAAAGCUAGCCGGAACAUCUUCCUGGAGGAAGACCUUACCUGGCAAAGCUUGAUUCACCCAGACUCUUCAUCCUCCACUUUGUCAACCCGACUUGGAUCGGUUCAGGAGGAAGCAGGGAAAUCUCCUGCUCGGAACAGAUCAGCCAGCGUUACGAACCUGUCCCUGGAUCGAUCGGGGUCUCCCAUGGUUCCUUCCUAUGAGACAUCAGUCAGUCCACAAGCUAAUCGCACUUAUGUGAAGGAGGCCAAUGAGGAUGAACGCAAAAUCCUUCUGGACUCUGUCCAGUUAAAGGACCUGUGGAAGAAAAUAUGCCAUCACAACAGCGGGAUGGAGUUCCAGGAUCAUCGUUACUGGCUGCGCACACAUCCCAACUGCAUCGUAGGAAAGGAACUGGUCAACUGGCUCAUGAGAAAUGGCCACAUCACCACCAGGGCUCAAGCUAUUGCGAUAGGACAGGCGCUGGUCGAUGGCCGUUGGCUGGAUUGCGUCAGUCACCACGAUCAGAUCUUUAGAGAUGAGUAUGCACUCUACAGACCCCUGCAGAGCACGGAAUUUUCUGAAACGCCUUCUCCCGACAGCGAUUCGGUCAACUCCGUGGAAGGUCACUCUGAGCCAUCCUGGUUCAAAGACAUCAAGUUUGAUGACAGCGACACGGAACAAAUUGCCGAAGAAGGAGAUGACAACCUGGCCAAUUCUGCCAGCCCUAGCAAGCGCACCUCAGUCAGCAGCUUCCAGUCUGCCAUGGACAGCGACUCAGCCGCUUCCAUCAGCCUGAACGUGGAGCUGGACAACGUCAACUUCCAUAUCAAGAAGCACUCCAAGUACCCACAUGUGCCCCCUCACCCUGCCGACCAAAAAGAGUACUUGAUUGCUGACAACAGCGGACAGCAAAUGAUCUCAAUAAGUGACGCUUUCAUCAAAGAGUCGCUGUUUAAUCGAAGGGUUGAAGAAAAAUCCAAAGAGCUGUUUUUCACACCAUUGGGCUGGCACAACAGCAAUCUGGAACUGCUCAGGGAGGAAAAUGGAGAAAAACAAGCCAUGGAGAGGCUGCUCUCAGCGAAUCACAACCACAUGAUGGCCCUGCUGCAGCAAGUGCUCUACAGUGAGUCGCUGUCCCUCUCCUGGAGGGACAUCAUCGUCCCUGUGGUGUGCCAGGUGGUUCAGACUGUCCGGCCCGAUGUCAAGAACCGGGAUGAUGACAUGGACAUUCGCCAGUUCGUCCAUAUCAAAAAAAUUCCAGGCGGGAAAAAAUUUGACUCGGUGGUGGUGAACGGUUUUGUAUGUACCAAGAACAUCGCGCAUAAAAAGAUGAACUCCUGUAUUAAAAACCCCAAAAUCCUUCUACUGAAGUGUUCCAUCGAAUACCUCUACCGAGAAGAAACAAAGUUUACCUGUAUAGACCCCAUUGUCCUUCAGGAAAGAGAGUUCUUGAAGAACUACGUCCAGCGGAUAGUGGAUGUCAGGCCUACUUUGGUCCUGGUUGAAAAAACCGUGUCCCGUAUCGCCCAGGACAUGCUGCUGGAACAUGGCAUUGCUUUGGUCAUUAACGUGAAGCCGCACGUCUUGGACAGGGUAAGUCGGAUGACUCAGGGAGACGUACUGAUGUCCAUGGAUCAGUUGCUGACCAAACCGCAUCUGGGAACCUGCCACAAGUUUUACAUUCAAGUGUUUCAGUUGCCUAAUGAACAAACGAAGACGCUGAUGUUCUUUGAAGGAUGCCCCCAGCACCUGGGUUGCACCAUCAAGCUGCGUGGUGCAGGCGAUUAUGAGUUGGCGCGCGUGAAGGAGAUUCUUAUUUUUAUGAUCUGUGUGGCUUAUCAUUCCCAGCUGGAGAUAUCCUUCCUUAUGGAUGAGUUCGCCAUGCCCCCAAUGUUGGCCAAAAACGGCUCCUUUCGCUCUCUGAUUGAAGGGCAGGGGGAAGAAAACGGGCAGCAAGAGCUGAUGAACAGAGAAGUCAGCACAGUAGGGAAAGACGCAGACCUGGCCCCCGACAAGCUGCCUGCGAUCUCUGAAUCGGCGUCUUCAGACGGGGUGGGCUCCCUGGAGCAAAGAACAUGGUCGGAAGAGAAUGACCAGGGGAACAGCGACGUGCAAGAAGCUGCCCUCCAGAAACGCCAGGAGCGAUGUGUGCCGAUGGAGUCUUUCUACAGAGCACCCUUCCUCGUGUCCAGAUUGGUGCCAGAGCCAUUGCUGGCCCUCGACCUGACCGAACAACAGCUGGGGAUUUUGGACGGCGAGCAGUUGGAGAAUCUGGGGGCUGUGGACGACUUCCAGGAGCCCAAAAGUCAAACCAGGGAAUUUAGGGACCCCCUGCAAGACGACACUGGAUUGUAUGUUGCAGAGGAAGUGACCUCCUCCGAAGAUCGCCUCAAAGCCUUCUCUCUAGCGUUUAAGCAAGAACUGAAGGACCUUAUUCUGUGCAUCUCCCCUGUGAUCACGUUCCGUGAGCCCUUUCUGUUAACGGAGAGAGGCAUGAGGUGUCCCACCAGGGAGUAUUUUUUGGAGCAGGUCUACGUGUCUCCUCGGCUCAACAAGGACCACAAAGAGCUGGACAGCAGACGGAAGAAACAGCUGUUAAGGGAUCUCUCUGGCUUGCAGGGAAUGAACGGAAGCAUCCAAGCCAAGCCGGUGCAGAUCUUACCCUCCCAUGAACUUGUGAGCACCAGAAUUGCCGAGCAUCUGAACAGUAGCCAGAGUUUGGCCAGAAUGGUGGCCGACUUCCGGGCCAGGGGAGGAAGGAUUAUACAGCGAGACGUGGACCCAUUUGCCCAGUCUAAAGAGCCAUCCGGUGUGAAAUUUGGAGUCAGGAGCGAUGAUGACGAGAAGGGGUUUAUUCAGAAUGAAUCGCUGUGGUCUCAUAAAGUGGACUGCCUCAGCCCCGCCAACCACCAGCGGCUCUGCGUCCUCUUCAGCAGCUCUUCAGCCCAGUCCAGCAACGCUCCAAGUGCCUGCGUGAGCCCGUGGAUGGUGAUAAUGGAGUUUUAUGGAAAGAAUGACCUCACUUUGGGUGUGUUUCUAGAAAGGUAUUGUUUCAGGCCUUCCUACCAGUGCCCGAGCAUGUUCUGCGAAACACCCAUGGUGCACCACAUCCGGCGCUUUGUCCACGGGCAAGGCUGCGUGCAAAUCAUCCUGAAGGAACUGGAUUCCCCCGUGCCUGGCUAUCAGCACACUAUUCUGACCUACUCCUGGUGUAGAAUGUGCAAGCAGGUAACACCAGUUGUUCCACUUUCCAAUGAGUCAUGGUCGAUGUCCUUUGCGAAAUACCUUGAACUCCGUUUUUAUGGGCACCAAUACACCCGAAGGGCCAACGCCGAGCCGUGUGGCCACUCUAUACAUCAUGAUUACCAUCAGUAUUUUUCCUACAAUCAGAUGGUGGCAUCUUUCAGCUAUUCUCCUAUACGUUUACUGGAGGUCUGUGUCCCACAUCCCAAGAUCUACAUAAAACGUCAGGUGCCACUAAAGGUUACCAUGCUUCAAGACCUGAAGGACUUUUCUCAGAAGGUCUCUCAGGUAUAUAUUGCUGUUGAUGAACGCCUCACCUCUCUGAAAACGGAUACCUUUAGCAAAACCAGGGAGGAGAAGAUGGAGGAUCUUUUUGCCCAAAAGGAGAUGGAGGAAGUAGAGUUUCGAAACUGGAUAGAGAAAAUCCAGGCAAGGAUGCUUUCUUCAUCGCUUGACACUCCGCAGCAGCUGCACUCGGUCGCUGAAUCUCUGAUCGCCAAAAAGCAAAGUCUUUGCGAGAUGCUGCAAGCUUGGAAUAACAGGUUACAAGACCUCUUCCAGCAAGAGAAAGGGAGGAAACGUCCUUCAGUUCCACCUAGUCCCGGGAGACUGAGGCAAGGUGAAGAGAGUAAGAUUAGCUCAAUGGAUGCAUCCCCUCGCAAUGUUUCUCCGGCGCUACAGAACGGUGAGAAAGAGGAUCGUUUCCUGACCACUUUAUCAAGCCAGAGCUCCACAAACUCCUCCCUCCUCCAGCUUCCUACCCCUCCUGAAGUUGUGUCGGACCAGCUGACUGGGGGCACCUCCUUUGCUAACGCGCUCUCUGAACCAGACGCAGCUAGCGGCUCCGAAGAUGUGUUUGACGGACAUUUGCUGGGGUCCACGGACAGCCAGGUGAAAGAGAAAUCCACUAUGAAGGCUAUUCUAGCAAACCUGUUACCUGGAAAUAGCUACAACCCCAUCCCAUCCCCUUUUGAACCUGACAAGCAUUACUUAAUGUAUGAGCACGAACGCGUUCCUAUUGCUGUCUGUGAAAAGGAACCAAGCUCCAUCAUAGCCUUUGCUCUCAGUUGCAAGGAAUACCGAAGUGCCUUAGAGGAGUUAUCAAAAGUGUCUCUGAAGAGCAAUGUUGAAGAAGGACUUCAAACAAGCAGUCUGGCUGAGAGCAGAGCGAAGAACAGCAGUCCCGUCCGACUACCCGAAACGAAUGUGGGGCAAUCAAACCAAAUGGCAGAAGCGGAACAGCCCAAGAAGCCGUAUGGAGUCCUGUCCUUCUUCCGGGGCACAGGGGGAAAGAGUCCCGACCUCUCUUCUCAGAAAAAGGAAACCUUACGUGGGGCAGAUAGUGCCUACUACCAGGUUGGCCAGACAGGGAAAGAAGGGGCAGAGAACCAAGGAGCAGAAACUCAAGAUGAAGCAGACGGAGGUGAUGGACAAAAGAAACAGCUAGGAAAUCCACAUGUUGAACUCCAGUUCUCCGAUACGAAUGCCAAGUUCUACUGCCGGAUUUACUACGCAGGGGAGUUUCAUAAAAUGCGCGAAGUGAUACUUGGAAGCAGCGAAGAAGAUUUCAUCCGUUCCCUCUCCCGCUCGCUGCCUUGGCAGGCACGAGGAGGCAAAUCAGGAGCGGCUUUUUACGUGACUGAUGAUGACCGAUUCAUCUUGAAACAAAUGCCCCGCCUGGAAGUCCAGUCCUUUCUAGACUUUGCCCCUCACUACUUCACAUACAUUACUAACGCCGUACAGCAAAAGAAGCCAACAGCUUUGGCCAAGAUUCUUGGGGUUUACCGGAUUGGUUAUAAGAAUUCUCAGAACAACACAGAGAAGAAGCUUGAUCUCUUGGUCAUGGAAAACCUCUUCUAUGGCAGAAAAAUGGCUCAGGUCUUCGACCUCAAAGGCUCCUUGAGGAACAGAAAUGUCAAAACAGACACUGGGAAAGAAAGCUGCGAUGUGGUUCUGCUGGAUGAAAACCUCUUGAAGCUAGUGCGAGACAAUCCCUUGUACAUCCGUUCCCACUCCAAAGCUGUGUUGAAGGCUUCCAUCCACAGCGAUUCUUACUUCCUCUCCAGCCACCUCAUCAUUGACUACUCUCUUCUGGUGGGUCGGGAUGAUACCACGGACGAACUUGUGGUUGGAAUUAUUGAUUACAUUCGCACAUUUACUUGGGACAAAAGGCUUGAAAUGGUUGUGAAGUCAACAGGGAUCUUAGGAGGUCAAGGUAAAAUGCCAACUGUAGUAUCUCCAGAAUUGUACCGUACCAGGUUUUGUGAAGCAAUGGACAAGUAUUUUCUGAUGGUACCAGAUCACUGGACAGGGCUGGGCCUGAAUUGCUAGAGAAAAGCACCCCUUGGGUGAUGCGAUGGAAUAAUUUCUUCUGGUUCGAAAAGAACGCAAGGUAAUGCUGUUCUUACAUCCACAACUCGGACUCUUCAAUAGCAGCUAAAGGAACUUCAACCACUGCCUUCGAACUGUGUGCGUCUGAAGUAUGAAGUCUGCACUUUUAAGUUUAGAUGUCAGAACAAUCAUGAAAGAGUAUCCGGAGUUACUCAGAAUCAGAGGUGUACCUUUGUAAGGACAUAAAUGGGACCAUGAAAGAAAUUCUCCUCUCACCAAGAUGACGUCUUCCACAGGUUGCUGUAAAUCACAUUGGAGCACUGAGGCCUGUUUGGGGUGAUGUCUUGCAAAGAGGAGGCCUGUGGCUCUUGCACAUGGUAUAAAGUGUCUUAAUAUGAAAUAACAGUGGGCAUUUGGCCUCAAAUCAGCCUGUUGAAGCUAUUGCAGAGGGCUCUUGCUUUCUUUAAAAUACACUUCUCAAUUAUGAGGAACCAAGUAACUCUGUUAAUAAGGCCACUGCUGUGACGAGUAGUUUCUGUAAGCGUUAUAGUGUGAAAUUUGGUUUGUUGUGCACUGAUAUUGUUUUACAUGUUUCCAUGAGCAGUAUUAGAUGGGAAUUUUAGCCAUUUAUCAACAUACCACUUAAUCAUUUGUAGCCCUGCUUUUUAUUUAAUGCUAUAAAUAUUGGUCAGAUAUUUUUUACUGAUGGGCAGCUUGCUUCUCUCUUUGUAUCCCAGUUUAGAUUUCAGCAACAUGCCAAGAAAUAUAGCGGUCUUUCAACUGAAAUGCCACCCACAAACCAAAUUUUCUCAAAAAGAAGACCCACGAUUAAGUUCAUAUCCCGAAAGGGCCAAUCUUGAUAGAAAUCUCAGGGCUGGGCAACAUGUCCCCGUCCCCCCGAUUUUCUAGCCUCCAAGUCCCAUCAGCCCUGGCCAAUAUAGUUAAUGGUGGGGGAUGAUGGGAGUUGCAACCCAAAACAUCUGGAGGGCCACCGGUUGUCCACCCCUCUAGGUACUACCAUAAAUUACACAUUUAAUUUUUCUACAUUCCUUUCCUUAGCUCCACUCCACAAGAGGCACUUGGUUAUUCUUGUUUAGUAAUAUUUUCAUCCAAUAACUAAUGGCUGCCUUAAAGACUCAGUUCUCCACUUUAGAUAGUUCAGGUUUCUUUUUAUUUCCAUACUAUUUUGAGGAACGUAAUACCCCAGUCUCCACACACCACACAGUUAGGUUGCGUUAACAAAAAGGGUGUUUCAACAAUAGUUCUUUUGGCGCUGUGGAAACUCAUUUGCAAUUUUUGUAGACGCUCUGAACAAUAACUGUACGAAGAUGGGUUGUGUGGCACAAUAGACCCAGGCGUAUGAAGAUCUGGGCAUCUUCGCAACCUAAGAAUAAGCACUUUUUAAUCCCCCCCCCUAUAAAUAUGGAAUGUUUACUUGAGUUUGUAAAUAAUAAAGGCCAGUAAAAAUAAAUGUGUUUGUAGUUAAGGAAGAAAAACUAACAUUCUCGUCAAACUUUCAUGAUUGUGUGUGGGGUAUUGGUUUGAACAUAGAUGCUGGGUAAGAAGAUACUGAACAAAGAUCUGAGAUGAAUUUCCCGUUAUGUGAUCAGUCUUCUCCCUACAGCCUGGGGAAAAGUGAGCAGCAUUCCAUUGUGACUGCAACCUUGCCAUUGCAUUUCUAAGCAGUCAACACAGGCCAAUACGGCUACUGUGUCUUCCUGUAAAGUCUUCCUGUCCCCCUCCAUAGUUGUGACACCUAUAGCGCAUGAAGUGGACGGAAGUCUCUGUUGGAAGCUGAGAAGCUCUGUCAAAGUAUACCUCUUAAGCCAGAUGAGGCGCCAGUGAGAGAUUUACGUUAGAAAUUUUAUUCUGCUUACAGAGAAAUUGGUAAUGCGCACACAGGUACACGAUCCUAUCCAGGGUCUAUGUCGGCUUAUGUUUUCAUAAGAGAAGUUCAACUCUCGAUAUGGUGGGUGGAAAGCAAAUUAUUUUACUUUGUUCAAGUCUGCAGUUGUAAGGUGUAUGGGUUUUUUCAUAAUAUGAGAGCAGAUAGCCAGUUUUAAUAAAUGGGUGUUUGUAACUGAAACUUUGGCGUUUUACAUUCCCUUUCCCUUUUUUAGAGCUUGCUAACCUUCUGCUUUGAGCACCAUAAAAAUAAAUAAAGCCUCCCUUAAUUUUCCACGCAAGUAUCAAUCUUCAGCUGGUUUAAAAUAAGGGUUAUAACAGAUUUGUUGUGUAAGCUUAAACAACAAAGUAUAAUAUCCAAGUGGCUUUCCUAUAGCUUCUUAAAUAAUUUUUGGGGGUAACCGGCCUGAGGACAAAACAAGUAUAUGUAUAGCAUUGGUGAUGAAGACGGCACAUGUAUAUAAAUCAUAGACAAAUCAUAUCUCUCUCAAACAAUAUGCAAAUAGCAACGGUGGAAAGGGCCAGGUCCAUUUUCUCUAUGUUGGAAGAAGAAAUCUUGCAUUAUGCAACACUGUGCUUUAUAGGCUGCUGCUGUGUUUGUCCUUGGAUAUGAGUCAUAUGGGCCAAUCUAGGCAUUGUGGCAGCCAUGACCAUCUUUAUUCAUAUCUCAAGUUCCAUGUUCAUGUAUAUAGUGUGCGUAUUUGUGGUCUAUUUUUAUAUGAAAUGUGGAAUAUGUGGGUCAUUACAGAGAAAAUCCCCCCUAUCUGGUGGCGCUGUUGCUUCAGUUUUCUCCCUGAUCCAGUUUGCGUCUCGUAUCAGCCCUGAACGGCGAGUAAAUUGCACGAGCUGAUGGGAUGCUCAAUUGAAGUCAAGUAGCAAAAAGGCAAACAGAAUCCUUUACAUAUGAGUUGGGCAGAUGUCAAUAGGGAAUAAGGGCACGCUGCUCUCCCUUUAUGUCUAGUUUGAGCUUGGCCUUAGAAGUAACCCUGAGCUUAGGGUGUAUGUUAAACGUAACACAGGAAUUCUGACAGCUUAAGAGUUUCUACACAAGAACCAAAUAGCAGGUAUCUUGAGGGGAGUUAGAACAGCAGCAGUCACCACAUAGAUGCAAAGGCAUUUGUCUCUGCCUGAAAUUCCAUUGCUUCUCUUCUCUUCACUGAUCUUCUCUUGGUAUAUAGUAUAUUAAUUAUGUUGCACACAACUUCAGAUGCAGGUGGCAUCUAAGAAAAUCCCACGUAUUUAAAGUGCAAGGCAAAGAAUUACAAGCAUACACACACAGCAGAAUGUGGUGGCGGUAGAAUCCUAAAGUGAAUUGAAUCUGUUCAGACUGAUGGUGUGAGGAGUCUCAUUUUUUAAAAAAACUCCCUGCAGGAAGAAAACUUAACAGGGCAACAGGUUUUGCAAAUACCUGUCCCUGAGAUUUAAGUUCUUUUCUGGCAGGGAGGUAGUCCCCCCCCCACCCUAUAUGGAGCAUUUACACUUUAAUGUAGAACUGUUGGUUCUACUGCAUGUGUAUAAAACCUUAAAGCUAGAUCCUUGACAGGUGAGAGGCUGAUGUAAGUGCCACUGACAUAAGCUUUGCUAUCAAAACCAGCAGGGAUUUUAUCCCACAUAAACACACAAUUUGUAACGAAUUCUUUAAUAGAAAGUGUACACCCACCUGUUGCAGCUUCCAGCAAAAGGAAUGAUGGUUGGGGUUUCGUAUUGUAGGAACAUCUUCAAAGGGAACCCUGGGGGAGGGGAGGUUUGCCAUAGCUUUUGCUCUUCUAAAUCUGUUAGUUUUUAAGAACCUCCUUUUCAUUUCAUGUUCUCCAGUAAUCACUUCCCACACUUUCGAGAAAACAGGAAGUACCAUUAAUGAGAUUAUGUCGUAUCUGAAACAUUUAUUUCAGGCACCCAAAAUGUGAUGGGUUGUGAUAAAGUUCCUGUCGUUUUAAAGUGGAAAUUGGGUGCUAAGGCAGUAUUCUAAAAGCACAUAGUACAGUAUUCAAGAACUGGUCUGUGCAAUAUGUUCCUUUUAAUUUGCUGUAUAGAUUUCAUACCAAUGUGUGUAUAUAGAGUAAAUAGUAAAGUCUAGAGCCGAUAGAACAGACAUGCUGUAAUGAACUGCUCCUGUGUUUGGGGGCUUUUGGGGGAGGUUCUGUGUUAUGUCUGCAUAGUGCAGCUCUUACCUGGCAUCUCAAGGCUGCUUCUAUGCAAACCAAGUGUGGCACUGGACUUUAUAUGACUAGUCUCAUUUUGAGGCCAGAGGGGCUGUUUGUGUUGUAAGGUGCUGCAAAAUGUUGAAUCAGGCCCCUUAAAAUACUGCACACAGCCGGAAACCAUGUUCAAAGCACUUAUUUAAUGUAUCUUAAAGUGUAUAUAUGUCCCCUACCUUGGUCCUGGGUGUAUUUUUAUGAUCUUGAAAUGUUAAACUAUUUAAUUACAUUGGCUACUUCAUUUACUAAAUUAUAUAUAGACAGAAAAUAAAACCGUUAAAGUGUA